Messenger RNA from Paramuricea clavata, 4188 nucleotides. Lineage: Eukaryota; Metazoa; Cnidaria; Anthozoa; Malacalcyonacea; Plexauridae. The record is from the annotation of a GenBank genome assembly.
CCGGGAACGCUACGAAACCGGUCGUUUUACCAGUAUUUGGUGUGAUAUAUUUAUGUGAUGGUCAAUACUGCCUUUGAUACUGGUUAUUGUGAUGGCUGGUAUGUAUUGCUAUUAAAUUGCUUAUUAUUAAAUAAUCUUACAUAACUUAAGUGUUUCAUUCUUUGAAAGAUAUUAUAUUUCUAGUAAUACGAAUACUUUGGAAGGGUCUUGGAAUUAUAAGCACUCGAUUUCAAUUUUAUUACUCUGCUACAAUUUAAAUACUAAAAGAUCGACACAUCAACUUUGCUGUAUAUAAACGCUAGCGCUUUGAUUGAUUGAUUAUUGUAAGAUUUUUAUGCAUGGAAAUUAAAUGGGAACAUUAAAAUAUAUAUAAUCACGCGCGGUACUAAAUCAGUCAAAAACACAAGUGCUACGUAUUAAAGGUUGUGUAAACUAAAGAGCGGAUACCUAAACCUGUACUUUAUAUGUAUCCUUUUUUAUUUCACAACACGUACUAGAGACGUAGAAUUCUCCUGGACAACGUGGACAAAAAUAAGAUAGUUUGUCUGAUAGUACCACCUGUCGGAGUCACCUGCCAAGACAAACUAUCUGCAUAGUUCGUCUACACAAACGAAUUUCUUAGUUCAUUUAUUUUGACAGAUGAACCGUCUGUGUUCAAAUUUUCUAGGUAUCGAAAGGCUGUGAAGUUUUUUAAUCUCAGAGACCCAAAUAAACAUGCCAAUUCCGUCAAACUAAUAAGCAUUUGCUACUACUAAUUAACCAUCGCUCCGUAUAAACGGCAAAAGAAGAUGUCGUGACCAGCGGAUCCGGUAUAGUGUAAACAGGGCCUAUAAACUAUCAGAAACAGUUUGUUGCUAGCUUACUGGAGUGGACCUAAAGUAGUCGGUGGAUUUUCGCAACGAAAUCGUAAGACAUAGGAGAGGUUAAGAUACCCCGGUUUCGGUGUACGAGUAGUGUCAUCUUGUUUCACUGAUGUCUGUAAUUCGAUCAUACCUUUUCUGUUUUCUUGCAAUAGACAAUGAUAUAAUGCGAGUAAAGGUACAGACAUCGACGAAAAUAUUGCUAACCAAAAUCAUGCUACCCGUACACGUACACCGAAACCGGGGUAUCUUAACCUCUCUAUAACUGGAAAACGGUCGUUCCCGACUAUUUAAUAUGUAGUCGUUUUGUCUUAAUAAGGAUACUCGAUUGAUAUGCUUGAUUGAUGCGUUAACACGGGGGAGGAUUUGCCCAUUAUCAUCUACCGGUCAGGACCCAAUCAGUUAUGAAAUUCAUAGAUCCGUUUAUAAAUUAUAGGUAGUAGCGCCAGUAACAUAAUCCGCCUGAUUCUUGCCUGUAAUGUUACUACUAAAAUUGAAAAUUUUAUGUGAACUGUUUCUGUGUUCUGUUGCUUAAUUUGUUGAUAAUUCUCGCUGCACAUACAGCGACAUUGAAAUGUUAAUUUCUAUUUUCAUGUUAAUAACUUUACAAAAAUAACCUUUAUAAUAAAUUUACAAAAAUAACCUUUCAAUAACCGUCCCACCUACUGUAUCAAUGUCACCGAUAAUAUGAUGAUCUGGAAACUAUAAACAGAAGUUAUGUUUUUGUUUUGUUAUGUUUUUGUUUGAGUUAACUCAACUCAUUGUAUUUUCUCAUGAUUACCAAAUACCAGAUGAUCUUGAUACGCGGAAAAGUACUGGCACUAGUUGUCAAAUAGAAACCAUUUUAUGAUUAAAACAACUGAAUAUCUCCUGUAAUAUACUUUAUUUCGAUCCCAUAUUUUUGUCAGAGCUAUAGUUCUCAUAAGCAAAGAUAAUUACAAACAUUCAACUAGUUUCAUAAAGAAUAAUGAAAGAUAUAAUUGACUGAAUACGUCAAAUUGGAUUUCUAUUCGGACAACCCUUUCUGAGCGCUAAUUGGCUAAAAUACGAACACGAGAUCACCUGGUAAGUAAUUUCCAAUACUGAAGAACGGAGUUCAAUAUCAAACAAAGGUCUUUCAUUUUGUGGCUUUGAAGUUUGCCGGGCUUCUGGACCAUCAUAUCUUGACCAAACUACUGUAUGUACUGAUUGUCAAUCCCAUAUUCUACGUUUUAUACAUUGAUUGAAAUUGGUAGACAAGGGAACAAGGCAAUUUUAGCUGCAAAAGCCUUGCCAUAGCCUUGGGUGUAUUCUUACUAUAGUUUUAAAAUUUUGCUAAUUGAUGAUUCCCCUUAUUACGUUUUCGUAGCGCUUUGCAUUGUGGUUAUAGUGGUAUCACUGAUAAAGAUAGCGGCCUCGAAUGAAAAUCUUGAAUGCUUUAGCGAAAUUUUGCUGUUGUCUAUCGCGCACCUGACCCUAGCUUUUUUAAAAGUUCUUGCACGGGUCAGGACAAAAAAUAAGCCAUCUUGAAUAUCAGAUCAACCACUAUAACCACAAUGCAAAGCGCUACGAAAACGUAAUAAGGGGAAUCUCGUAUUUCAGCCUCAAUAUUCUUCAUACAAACGAGGUUCUUAUGACUAUGAAGUUUAAUUUUGCAACCAGAUUAGUCCCUAGUCCUCUGUGCACGCGUUUUCCCCGUGACGUAAGAAUAGACAGAAUAGAAAAGACGACGCGACCUCAAAGACGACGUGAAAAUGGCGUCAAAAUGGCGUGGCACAUCCAUAAAUGGACAGAACACGCCAUUUUCACGUCGUCUUUGAGGUCGCGUCGUCUUUUCUAAAUCUGUCUAUUAUUAAUGAGAACGCGUACUAAGAGGCCUUGGGACUAGGCUGCGCGUCACCACCAUGCAUAAAUGGUUAAUAUUUAUACACAGGUAAUGAAAAUGAAGAUUGGACAGAUAGCCCUGCAGUAAGGGUUACAAAUGAACCAACAGGUUGGUAAAUAAUGUUGACAGUAUAAGCCCGCAUCACAGAAUAAAGACAUACAGAAGUGUAACUUCCAUUACAAAACCGUAAGGCGCUUUUUUACCGAAAUAGCUGGCGGCCAUGUUCUUAGCAAGUUCCCAUAAAGAGAAGCAUUCACCCCCCUGGAAUAUUACAUUUUCAAUAUGUUUUCAAGGGGGUGACUGCCUCUCUUUAGGGCACUUCCUAAGAACAUGGCUGACUGAAAAAAUCCCUUACGCACUUUUAAUAAGAAGAUACACUUCUGUAUGUCUUUAUUCUGUGCCCGCAUCGAGAUACACCAGGCUGACGUUUAGGUAAUUAAACACAGGGUGCGCGUUAAUUCAGGAUUUUUAGUCAAACCUGACUAGCACGUGGAUGAUUAUUACGCUGGUACGCUCGUACUUGCGCUGGUACAAACUUAAGAAGAUGUACUUAUAUAUGCAUAAAGCACAGUUUUCUAAAAGGUAUACAGCCAAUUCAAAAAGGUUGUCCUUUUUAAACUCUAAACCUUACAUACAUUCUAAGCACACAAAGCUUAAUGGGCGGAGCACAAGUUUCAAUCUUAUUAGUUGAAUAUUGCACCUAUUUGUGAAUGAAUUGUUCUCGUAAGGAGAUAUUUAGUUAUUCACCAUUUCUCUAAAAAAUGGGCUCCAUAUAUAUGAUAUAUGAUUUCCAAACUGAUUAAAUUAUGCUCCCAUUAUGCUUUGCACGCUUAGAGUUUUAGGUUUAAAGUUUAGAGUUUGCAAAAGACAACCUUUUUUGAAUUGGCUGUGUAUUCAUUCAAUAACCUGUGCAAACACUGCAUAAUUGACUUGGGCAUUCUUCAGCGGUGCCAUCUUAAUUGUUUCAUCAACUAAAUUACGGUUUUGAUUACUUUGGCAAGUUUGCUGGUCUGGUAUGGUACCAGCAAAAUGUACCUAUACGUCGGACUUGGCUGAAAACAAAUUAGUACCAGACCGUAAUAUUGGUGCACCUCCGGUACGUAGGUACUGUACAGCAACUAUCGCACUCUGCCAAAUAUCUCACAACAAUAUCUUCUUAAAUAACUCAUACUUUUUUGAGGUGGAAAGCAAAUUUGGGAGCUUUGAAAUAGUUAAUAUCACUUGCGUAUUGUUUACAAUACAUUUUUUUAACUGUACACCAGUCAACUGUUGAUUUAAUUUUAAACAAGAACGCUUCCAUGUCAGUUGCAAAAGUAGUUAUUCUGCUAUGUUCACUGUAAUACACUAUUUCAUUAUGUAGAAUCCUUUUACUUCUCAGUUUCUGCACAUGGUGAUCAAUCUGGCGUUGCCGAAGGCGAAGACACGCCGAAUAUGGGGCUAUACAAUAAUGGUAUAUUUUUCUAA